Molecule: messenger RNA, 976 nt
Organism: Nicotiana tabacum (common tobacco)
Lineage: Eukaryota; Viridiplantae; Streptophyta; Magnoliopsida; Solanales; Solanaceae
Cellular component (GO): nucleus
Molecular function (GO): RNA binding
Source: RefSeq, a predicted model, not a curated record
ACGCCUUAAGAAGCUUGCUUCGUCUUUUCGUAGUCUUAGGUUUCUUAUUUGGAGAAAGCCGACAGCAAGCCUAUUAAAAGUUAGGGGUUAAAAACCUUGGUGCUACAAUCAAAGGGAGAGUGAGAUUUGCUAAUUAAUUGAUGAUGGAGGAGUUAAGUGAAGGAGUGAACAAUAUGAACAUUAGCGGAGGAGACCUUCAGAAGAAGAAUCGUAUUCAGGUUUCUAACACCAAGAAACCCUUGUUCUUCUACGUCAAUCUUGCCAAGAGGUAUAUGCAGCAGUACAAUGACGUGGAACUUUCUGCUCUUGGGAUGGCUAUUGCCACGGUUGUCUCAAUUGCUGAAAUUCUGAAGAGCAAUGGGUUUGCUGUGGAGAAGAAGAUUAUGACAUCAACUGUUGAUGUUAAGGAUGGCUCAAGAGGGCGUCCCGUCUCCAAAGCCAAAAUUGAGGUAUUGCUGGGAAAGAGUGAAAAAUUCGAUGACUUGAUGGCGGCCGCGGCAGAGAGGGAACUUGGAGAUGGUGAGGAGCAGAGUUAAGAGCAAGCUCCUUUUUUUAUAUGAAUUUUUGGAGUCUGUUUUUUAUUCAAACAAACGAAAUCUGCAGUGAGCGUGAUUACCUAAAAAAGUUGUUUGUUUGAAUUGUUAGGAGUAUAGCCUAUCUGGUAAGAUGAAGUGAAGUUUUGUUGCUGGACAACUUUGGCCUUUUAGGUGAAUAUAUAUGGCUUGAUGAUAAUAUGCUGAAAGUUGAAUAAGUGAAGAUUUGCUUUUAAAUUUUGUUGCUUAUAUUUUUAUGUAUCUCUAGGCGAGGGUCUAUCGGAAACAGCCUCUCUAUACCCUCCCAGACCCCACUUGUGGGAAACUAUUGAGUUUGUUGUUGUUGUUGUUGUUGUUGUUGUUGUUGUUGUUGUUGUUGUUAUUGUUGUAUAUUUCUAUGUAUCCGUAAAUACAAUUUAACACUGAUAGGGUUCCCAUGGAUA